Molecule: messenger RNA, 1346 nt
Organism: Thalassophryne amazonica
Lineage: Eukaryota; Metazoa; Chordata; Actinopteri; Batrachoidiformes; Batrachoididae
Gene: soul4
Product: heme-binding protein soul4
Exons: 6
Coding region: 150-896 (248 amino acids)
Source: RefSeq, a predicted model, not a curated record
GGCAGCUUUUAUUUUGAAGUGACAUCGGCCUGACAACAAAAGAAGUGUUGCUUGACAGACGGGCGGUGGCACGGGACGGGUUCGACCAGAACCAGAACCACAACAAACCACCUGUGGAUUCUGAGGGUCAGAGGUCACCUCCAGCAGCCAUGGCACUCAUCUCCUUAGAAGACCUCGACAGUCUGGAUGAUGAGCAGCUGAAUGAUGACAUCACAGAUAACCCCGAGCCAAUGGAUGAGGAGGGGGCGGAGCGUCUGUUGGCUCAUUGGCAGGCGGUUGCGAGCACUCACCAGGUGUCCAUUCCUCCAGAGAUGACUGGACCCAUUCAGGAAAUGACCCACAACAACCAACAGAGGGAGCCGCUGCCAUUUGCCCCCAGCACCCGUCAUGAGAAGAUGGGGGAGGUGGUUUUUGAGGAGCGGCUGUAUCCGGCGGGACACUGGGCGUGCAUCAGUCGAGGAGAAGAUCUGUACGAACAAAGCAUCUCCAAAGGCUUCAUGAAGCUGAUGCGCUUCAUCUGCAAGGAGAACUCAGCAGGUCGUUACCUGGGAAUGACCAUCCCAGUCGUCAGCAACAUCAACAUAAUGGAGGAUGGAAAGUCGUUUGAGAAGAACGUGGUGACGGCGUUCUUCCUGCCGGCUGAGUUUCAGGCUGACCCACCUCAGCCCACUGACCCAGACAUCAGCAUCGUGUACAGGGAGCCAUUCAGGGUAAUCGCCCGAAUAUUCUUUGGCACCACCACCGAGGAGACGGUUGGCCGUCAGAUCACCCUGCUGUGGGAGAUUCUGGGUGACCCAGACAACAUUUGCCGUGACAGCUACAUGGUCGCAGUGUAUGAGAACCCUGGAGUUCCUCGCCGCAGGAACGAGAUCUGGUUCAUUCGACGCAGUCCUUAGAAUGGUUCCCACGAUGUCCCACCUCUCCAGCUAGCUUUGACCUUUGACUACUGACACUUCCAGAAGCAGAACCAACCCCAUUGUCCACAUGUUCUGACCAGCAGCUGCUUUUUAAAAGCUAUUAGCAUCAUGUCUCACCACUAACUGUUACGCGACUAAACUGAUUUAACACCUUCUUACCUGAACUUGUAAAUGUAUUUCAGAUAUUCAUGUAUGAAUAGCUGUCGUGGGAUUUCAGUGCAGCUCGCAAUUUUUGUGUUAGCUUAGCAUCUCGUUUGCCUGCUUGACAUCACUGUUGUCCGAUCGCACAGCCAACGUUAGCUGCUUAAAUACACUAUUUCAAUUUUUAUUUUCAUUUCUAUCACGCAAAAUCACAACAGAGUUGCCUCAAGGCGCUUCACACAAGUAAGGUCUAACCUUACUAACCCCCAGAGCAACAGUGGCAAGAAA